This is a messenger RNA of Neoarius graeffei (lesser salmon catfish), 2918 nucleotides long. RefSeq names its product Rho GTPase activating protein 18 (gene arhgap18). Gene Ontology annotation, molecular function: GTPase activator activity. The transcript has 15 exons. Lineage: Eukaryota; Metazoa; Chordata; Actinopteri; Siluriformes; Ariidae. Gene Ontology annotation, biological process: signal transduction; regulation of small GTPase mediated signal transduction; regulation of actin filament polymerization. The record is from RefSeq and is a predicted model, not a curated record. The coding region runs from base 337 to 2274 and encodes 645 amino acids. Gene Ontology annotation, cellular component: cytoplasm.
UUAAAACCGCGAUACAAAUAAACUUGACAGUAUUAUUCAAUUAAAAGACGGACACUGUAAAUGUUCAGUCAUGGAGUUUGGUUAUCCAGUGUAUGAGCGGCUGUGAAUCGAUUCACUGAAACGGGCUGUUCAGAGGAGUCGGCUCAGUGAAGUGAAUCGGACCGCCCAUGCUGACGGAGGGAGAGCAGACUUUGUUCCUCCUGCUCUGGGGGGCGGAGCUUCUCUGCUCGGUUGUUAGGGAAGAGUCUAGUUGUUAGGGAACAGUGUCUUCUCGCUCUUUGUUGCCUUUAUUUUAUUAUUGUUAUUAUUGUGAGCGUGAAUAAUGCGGGGCGCAGCAUGAACCGGAACCAGGAGGCAGCGGGAGUGGUUCUGACCGGCUACAGCAGCAGCAGCAGCGAGGCGUUCUGUCCGGCUGCGUGUGGGAGCCCCGGGGACGAGCCUGAAGCUCCGGGACCGAGUCGAAAGCCGGCUCACUAUAAUGUGCAGCGGACGCGAGCGGCGACAGCAAGCACCAAGCCGCCAUACCAGCGCUGCAGCUCUCAGGACUCACUGGACGAGAUGGCCAUGGACGACUACUGGAAGGAGAUGGAGAUCAUCCAGCACAGCGGAGACGCCGAGCCUCACGACGAGGUGCAGCUCAAAGUCGCCGAUGAGGGCGAGCGGGAAGAGGCGUGGCUGACGGAGGCAGGUCUUGCGACGCUGUUUGACGAGUCGGUAUCGGACGACGACGACGGCAAGGUCCUACUGUCCACCCUCACGCGAACGCAAGCGGCCGCCGUACACAAGCGCCUGGAGACUCUGCGUAAACGCAACAAACCCCACAGCGUCCCCGACGUCAGGGACAUCUUCAAACCCCUGGACACUAAGGAUGAUGAGUCCACAUCCAGAGGAGGAAGUGAAAACACAAAAAAGGAAGAAGAAACCUUGUCUGGAUUGGGCGUGGCCAUAGGAAACGGCGAGGGCGUGGCUGACACAGAGACGGACAUCAACCAAGAGGUGUCGUUCUCUGAGCAGGCUCUGACCUACAAGGAGGGGUCAAAGGUCAUGCCACCUGUUGACGAGGCUGACGACAGGUUACCUGAUUUCAGGGUAGUGAGAGAUAAGACAGGAAUGACUAAAGUGGGCGAUCUCUCCCCAGCCGACAUGAAGAAAGUUCGCCGGCUCGUCCUGAUCGAGGUGAGCGCGCUGUUCGACACAGUCAGCAUCGACCUCAAGACCCACAAAGCUCUCAAGAUAAAGGUCAAAGAGUCGGGAUUGUUUGGGGUUCCUUUGACAACGCUGCUAGAACAGGACCAAAAGAUGAUACCUGGUACCCGGGUGCCAAUCAUACUGCAGCGGCUAAUUUCCCACAUAGAAGUGGAGGGGCUGGACACUGAGGGGAUUCUACGGGUCCCUGGAGCAGCCACCAGGGUGAAGGCUGUGUGUCAGGAGCUGGAACUGAAGUUCUAUGACGGCUUGUUUACCUGGGAGUCUCUUAAGCAGCACGACGCAGCGAGCGUGCUCAAACUCUUCAUCAGAGAGCUUCCUCAUCCUCUCCUGACCGUCGAGUACUUCAGCGCUUUCUUCUCCGUGCUUAAAUUCCCGACAAAAAAGCAACAGCUGCAGGCUCUCAAUCUGCUCGUGCUCCUUCUGCCGGCGCCCAGCAGAGACACGCUCAAGGCGCUGUUGGAGUUCCUCCAGCGAGUCAUCGACCACAAGGAGCGCAACAAAAUGACCCUGAAUAACGUAGCCAUGGUGAUGGCGCCCAACAUCUUCAUGUUUAAAGGCUUCCGGAGCAAAAUAACUGAGCAGCAGGAGUUCACCAUGGCAGCGGGCAUGGCGAACAUCGUCAGGCUGCUCAUACGAUACCAGGACCUGCUCUGGACCAUCCCGAAGUUUGUGAUGACGCAGGUGCGGAAACAGAACAUGGAGAGAAAGAUGAACCGAGAACGGGCGGUGAAAAAACUGCUGAAGAAAAUGGCCUACGAUCGUGAGAGGAACAGCGAUAAAGUGGAGAAAAACACAGAGGUGGACGGAGGCUUCAUCAGGGUCCAGGCUCCGCAGUUCUCAAAGGUCUCCAUGACGGUGGAGCUGACUGAAGAUCUCCGAGCGUCUGACGUCCUCAAACGCUUCCUCAGCCAGAAGAGCUCAGUACUGGUGAAAAGAGAGGAUCUGUAUCUGUACGAGAUCGGAGGGAACAUCAAGGAGCGCUGUCUGGAUGAAGAGACGUACAUGAAGGCCCUCCUGGAGCUCAACCCCACAGCUGAGUGGGUCAUCAAAUCCGUCCACCGCUAAUGUUCUCUCUACGACCUGCCAAUCAAGCAGCUGACCAAUCACAGGACGAGCAUGAGAUUAAAGGGAAAGUGCCACUUCUUCCACUCUCCGUCUUUCCAUCACUCUGCAGGCUGGAUGAAACCGAGUCUGCUUUGCAUUACGAAGCUGUAUGGGCGUCGACUUGGGAAUGUGAUUUUUUUUUUUUUUUAAAUGAGAAAUUUGUGCUUUAAUACAAUACAAACACGACGGAUCAGCAAACCGGUGAAGUGAAGAAAUGGGAGAAACAGGAGAAAUAAUCAGCGCUACAAAUUAUCAAUUUUGCUUUUUUUAUGCACGACUGAAUACUGUUUUGUUUUUUUUUUGCAUAUGUAUAGAUCUAAGAAAUCAUCAGACUGACAGCUAACCUUUAGCAGUACUGUACCGACUACAGCAGGAACAUACAGCCAAAAAAACGGUAUAUCAGGAGAUCUUUAAAACACUGACAUUGGUAUCGCUGUAUAUCAACGUACAUGUUUUUUUUAGAAAGUACACAAAGUGGGCGUUUCUCGAUAUUGCGGGUGAUUUUACUUUCAAUUCUUUUCAACUGCAAAAGAAAUUUUGAAAUGUGUACUAAUACAGAUUAGGGCUGUGACGAUGCAUUGAUGUAAAUAAAACUCAACAUAUAA